CCGGCAAACGUGCAUGGCCCAUCUGUUGUUAUGAUUUUGUGGUUACAUAUUACAUCCUAAAACGGAAUGCUAUCUUUGAAUUACACACCAAGGAGCUUAGUUCCGCUGUUCCAUCGCUUCACCAGCAAGAUUGCCGUUGAUGUGGAGCCUGCAGUGUUAUCUGGCCUGGAGCAGGCCACUAUCAAGCCCAGGAAACACCCUGGAGUGGUAAAACCCAAUCAUGUUGAGCUGCCCAAACAGUUGAGCGAGACUCUGAAGCGCAUCGUAGGCGAUUAUCCAGCUAAAAAGAUUCACCGCGAUGGGCAGCAGUUAAACUCAUACAUUCGAUCACGUCACCCGCCACCGUCGCAGGAGGAGAUCGAGGCCAAGAAACGCAUAAUUGUCGAAGAGGUGAACGCUAAGAUGCCGCUGGAUCGCCUCUCAAUGCUGGAUGAGGAUGAGGGGGCUCGCUGGAAACGUAAACGGGAAGCUGAAAUCAACCGGCGACUGGGUCAGCGUAUUUACUCUUGGAAGAGUAUUGAGUACGGAGCCUACGAGGCCAUUGUGUAUGCAGUAGCUCGAGGUGCACAGGAGUAUGCCGUAAUGAAGCGCGUGCUUACAGAGCUUGCCCAGCGGGAUGAGAAUUUUAGGCCGCGUAGUUUCUUUGACUUCGGAUCCGGCAUCGGUACUGGGAUGUGGGUGGCCAGUGAACUGUGGCGUGAUCAAAUAUUCGAGUAUUAUAAUGUGGACAAAUCCCGAGAAAUGAAUGAGAUCUCUGAGCUAAUCCUGAGGGAUGGCCACGAGAACAAACAGAUGUCCCUACGCAAUGUAUACUACAGACAAUUCCUGCCCGCCAUCGAAACCCAAUAUGAUUUAGUAAUUAUAUCGCAUACUCUCUUUGAAUUGGCGAACCAAGAGCAACGGGAAGAGGUGCUACGUAAUCUGUGGCGGAAAUGUGAUGGCUAUUUGGUCAUUGCAGAGGAAGGGACUCGACGGGGCAGCGAGUUGGUCAAUGAGGCAAGAAGAUUUCUGCUUAAUCAGGAGCAAGAAGGGCACACGGUUGCACCUUGUCCUCAUGAUGUUAGUUGUCCGCGCCUAAAAGAUUUAGCUGAUCGGACGCCCUGCAAUUUCCCCAUAUCAUUCGCCCCUCUGCGCUUGGGUAGCGACCAUCUGGGAGACCGCCACACAUCCCUUUAUAGCUAUGCCAUUCUGAAAAAGGGUCCACCAUCGGAUACAUCUCGCUCAUGGCCUCGGAUUGUACGGCCUACAUUGGUGCGAUCGAAACAUGCUAUCUGCAGAGUUUGUACCGAGGAGGGGAAUCUUCAAGAAGUCAUAUUCACAAAGUCAAAGCAUGGAAAGUCUGCCUACAGUUGUGCGAGAGUAAGCCGAUGGGGAGAUCGCCUGCCCAUGUCACUGGGACAGCCGGCUCUGAAACACGACUCCACAGAAUCCCCAACCACAGAAGAGACCAGCAUGGCAUAGCUUGUUGUAUCACUAUGUUAGGCAUUAAGUUACACCCUGCCCUGCCCGAGUCUAAUUGAUAGUAAAAACUGGCAUCCAAUUAGUCGAUUUAAUUAUGUGCAAACAAAUCGUUGCGGGCGGAGCUGAAAUUAAUUAAAUAGUUGCAUUUAAAUUAACCAUACAAUCCAAAUGGCGGAGCAUCAUGCUCAUUGAUACUAAAUUUCGAUGAACGGCCGGGCCAACACACCCUCACCUAGAUUUAAUGUAAGGCAGAACAAAAGAGGGAUGGGUUAGCCCCGGGAGUUUGGGAUCAGCUAGUUAUAUAACGCCACCUGUACAUAGGAGUAGCUCUUCGCCAAUGGUCAGCGCUGUCAGCACGCCUAGUGUGUUAAUGUGUUUCAGGAGGGAGAUUCGGGAGGACAUAGGAGAACAUGGAGGAGU
Drosophila bipectinata is the source of this 1881-nucleotide messenger RNA. RefSeq names its product ribosome assembly protein METTL17, mitochondrial. NCBI's taxonomy places the organism in Eukaryota, Metazoa, Arthropoda, Insecta, Diptera, Drosophilidae. Gene Ontology annotation, cellular component: mitochondrial small ribosomal subunit. The record is from RefSeq and is a predicted model, not a curated record. Gene Ontology annotation, biological process: translation. Gene Ontology annotation, molecular function: methyltransferase activity; structural constituent of ribosome.